This is a messenger RNA of Anopheles cruzii, 622 nucleotides long. It is a transcript of the gene RpS27, whose product is annotated as 40S ribosomal protein S27. Gene Ontology annotation, biological process: ribosomal small subunit assembly; translation. Gene Ontology annotation, molecular function: structural constituent of ribosome; RNA binding. Bases 118 to 372 code for a protein of 84 amino acids. Lineage: Eukaryota; Metazoa; Arthropoda; Insecta; Diptera; Culicidae. Gene Ontology annotation, cellular component: cytosolic small ribosomal subunit; ribosome. The transcript has a single exon. The record is from RefSeq and is a predicted model, not a curated record.
GAUACGUCGUACAUGUAGUACGUUGCUGCCGUAUAAACCACAUUCGGAGUGAAAUUUUAUUCACUUACCCCGUGAAACACGUGUUUUCGAACGAAUCCAGCGUAAACAACCCUAGCGAUGCCGCUCGCCAAGGACUUCCUGCACCCGUUGCCGGCCGAGGAGAAGAGGAAGCACAAGCUGAAGCGCCUCGUGCCACAUCCGAACUCGUACUUCAUGGACGUGAAGUGCCCCGGUUGCUACAAGAUCACCACCGUUUUCAGCCAUGCCCAGAGCGUGGUGGUCUGUGCCGGCUGUUCGACGAUCCUGUGCCAGCCGACCGGAGGCAAGGCGCGCCUCACCGAGGGCUGCUCAUUCCGCAGAAAGCCGUACUAGGCCCGAUUCAAAGGACCGAUGUGCGACCCGUGACAUCGGAACGAGUGCCGCGGAAGCGCACCGUCCAUGGAGAGGAUUGGGCGCCCGCCUUUGAGCAGCAGCAGCUAGCAUUUCGUGAGGUCGUGCAUCGUGUUUGAAAACUCCGACAUUCGGAAGAUGUAUUCAACCGGAAGCAGAGUUCAACCUGAAGCAAGAGGAACCGGAAAUAAAGCAAGAGUCGAUCGUCUGUACGUGUUAAAAGUGUGUGAAU